This is a messenger RNA of Babjeviella inositovora NRRL Y-12698, 1524 nucleotides long. RefSeq lists its product as uncharacterized. Bases 199 to 1434 code for a protein of 411 amino acids. The transcript has a single exon. Gene Ontology annotation, biological process: regulation of transcription by RNA polymerase II. Lineage: Eukaryota; Fungi; Ascomycota; Pichiomycetes; Serinales. Gene Ontology annotation, cellular component: NuA4 histone acetyltransferase complex; SWI/SNF complex. The record is from RefSeq and is a predicted model, not a curated record. Gene Ontology annotation, molecular function: chromatin binding.
UCUCAUAAACCAUAGCUUAGCUUCUCCCGACCCCUCUAUCGACAAAGCCUCGUCCUAGGCUCCCCUUGCUACCCAAAUCCGACCUACGCUUCGCACUCGUUUGGUCGUGCCAUUACCAUAAUAAUGAACCUCGCUAACGCGUUUUUCUGAACCUCGUUUUGUGUUUACUCCCCACUCAAUCCAUCACCCCCAACGAACAUGGAUAGCACGAUCGCCUCUGUGGUUAUUGACAACGGUGCCGCGACCACCAAGGCCGGUGUCUCGAGUGAUGAGAUUCCGUCUCUUGUCUUCCCUACCAGUUACUCCCAGAACGCCAACACCCAGGAGGUGGUGGUGGGCGACGAAAUCCAUGCACAUCCCGCGAACGACGUGUACACGCUUAUGAAACACGGAAUGAUAUACAACUGGGACAACAUCAUAUACAACUGGGAGCACGUCUACGCGUCGCUCCAAUUGGUACCUCAGGAGUCGCCGUUGGUGAUGACGGAAAACGUAUGGAACACGGCUGCCAAUAAGGCCAAAACCUGCGAGUUGGCGUUUGAAAACCUCCAAGUGCCAAUCUUCAGCUUGGUCAAGAGCCCACUCUGUGUGACAUAUGGUAUGGGCAAGGCCACGGGCUUGGUAAUCGAUAUCGGCAGCUCCGUUGCAAGUGUGACCCCAAUUUUGGACGGUGCUAUCCUCGCCAAGGGUCUCAAACACUCCCGCUUUGCCGGGGACUUUUUGGACUUGCACGUAAUGAACUACCUCACCACCACCCAUGGACUUAAGUUGGACAGCUUGUUGCCCGCGCGUUUUGCCAACGUGGCGGUGUCUCAGUCGUUUAAGACGUACCAGAUCGGAUCCGUCUUGGACGAUUUCAAGUCCUCGAUCACCGCGCUCUCGAACUUCCCCUUAUCGCUCCUGCAGCAGUACCAAACCGGUUUAAAGCACUACCAGUUACCCGACGGUAAGGUUUUGCCGUGCGGCCCCGAGCAGUUGCACUUGGCGGAGCCAUUGUUCCAGCCAAUCUCGUACGCUUUGCCUCCGCCGUAUACAAUUGCGCCAUCGGCGGCGGGCGGCCCGCAGCAACAGACCGGUGGGUUGAUGGAGCUCGUGUUGGCGUCCUUGAAGUCGCUUGAGGCCAACGGUGACGUCUACGGGCAGUUGUUGUCGAACAUAAUCAUAACGGGUGGUGGGUCGUUGUUGCAGGGCUUGGAGACCCGCCUUUUGAAUGAUUUGAACCGCUUUUUGCCCAACUUCAAUAUCUCGUACUACUCCAGCUCCGGUAUCAAUAGUGUUGAGAGAAAGUUUGGCAGUUGGGUCGGCGCCAGCUGUUUGUCAUCCAUCGGUGAUGACGGCUUGGUCAGCGGCUUUGACAGCGGCGAGGGCUUAUUUGUGAGUAAGCAGGAUUACGAGGAGUUCGGGGUAGACUCUGUUGUCCAAAGAUUUUCCUAAAGCCUGCCCGACAAGCCGGUAGUCAGGCGUUUCUCAUAGGCACUUUCUGUCUUGACAUUCUAUGUAUUAUUAAUUGUAUAUUCAGACGGG